AUGGUUUAUGCUUCCACAGCGGCAAUGUUCACCAUGAAUGUUAUCACAUUUGCAAAAUUGAUAGCUCUUACAAGAUCGAACACCGUUCUUUCGAAUGCAGAGAGCACCAAACGAAUGAAAAGGAACAAAGUCCUUUUCGCUCAGAAAGUGUCUCAAGACAGUCUCUACCUGGUUGACAUGCUUUUCGCACAAGUACUGUCCGUAUUACUACCUUACAACUGGUGGACCUUCCUAUGCCUAACAUUUAUCUGGGUGUUGUUGAACACCAUCGACGGGUAA
This is a messenger RNA of Cooperia oncophora, 279 nucleotides long. Lineage: Eukaryota; Metazoa; Nematoda; Chromadorea; Rhabditida; Trichostrongylidae. The record is from the annotation of a GenBank genome assembly.